CGCUUUAAAUCAGCGACACACGAGUCAAGGCAACGGAAGUUGGGCAACAGUGGACUUUUUCUGCUAUCGUCGCCUUGAACGUAGACUUUUUUUAAUUAUUAUUAUUUAUUAUUUACUAUUUUAGAGACUUCUUAUUGGACAAACGUCUACAUAAAUUAGCUCUGAGUCUGAAACUGGGGGCUCUGCUCGCUGUUCUUCUCCACUCGUGUCGACGUAAAACCUCGACACAAUCAGGAAGUCCGGGGAGUUUUUUUUUUCGCUCGCUUCGUCAAACACAAAACGUGAAUGGCCAGUAGAUAUGCCGGCUUCUAACGACAAGUAAUGAGGAGCUAAGUUAGUCAGCGGUCAGAUUUAAGUUAUUGAUGUGGUUUGUUUCAUUAUUACUACCUUGGUAACUAAUUUUAGUCGUCAUUCGUUACCCGGAACACCUGGAUUUACACUUUGCGGGUGAGAGGGAUGGAUGCUCAUCACCUCACUGAAGAUGAAAUGGCAGAGAUUAAAAAAGACGUGCUGACCAGACUGCGGCACUACCUCUGCGACAAGAUCAGAGCCGAACGCCACCUCGACUACCUGCGCUCUCGCAGGAUCCUGACGCGGGACGAUGCGGAGGAAAUCGGCUGCAGGACCACACAGACCAAGAGGACGGCCAUGUUGUUGGAUAUCCUGGCUGAAAACCCCCGGGGCCUGGAUGCCUUGAUUGACUCCAUCAGGGAGUUGCGCUCGCAAAACUUUAUCAUCACCAAGAUCACGGACGAGGUGCAGAGGGCCAAAAAUGAGAAGAUGGAGUCUCUCAGAGCAGGGGCUUCUAGUUCCUCAUCUGACAGCAACCUCAGCAGUCCGAGCACAACCAGCGACACGUUUUCAAACAACUCCACCCUGCUCUUCCACCCCGAUGGAGAACGAAGCCCUUCCACUUCAGACAUAGCAGGCUCACUCAAUCUGCCAUCGUUACAGAAAGGUGGAGACUUGCCGUCUAUCUCAGGUGCUAGCAUUGCUGCAGCUUCGUCCUCCAGCCUCCCGAGGCCCGGAGACCCGGGAGCUCCUCCGCUGCCGGAUGAGGUGGCGGUCGAACCCCCCUCUAACAUGGAUUCCACAACGCCAGGGUGUAGCAGCAGCGGCGGGGACCCAAACUUCCAGCCCCUCCGGUCACGCUCACUCACGCCGACAUCACACAGGAGCAUCUUUUAACUUCAUGUGUCCAUAAGACAGUUCUCAUGCAGUUAAAGGGACAACCACUCAACUCAUAUACAAACACUCUCUUGUUGUGUUUUUUUGGUGUUGCUCUUGCCUUUGAUUAGGCAGUUUCUGAGAAUUGCUCCACAUGGGAUCUACUACUAAAUGUUAGCACUAUACCAAUCAGCUUUUUGAAGAGAAAAUAGACACAUUUUGUCACUGUGGCUGGGGUUUUUUAAUACUUGUGCUAAUCUGUUACCUUAGUUUUGGUAUGAGGCCAAUACGAUACCUUAGUUUCGAGAA
Toxotes jaculatrix (banded archerfish) is the source of this 1476-nucleotide messenger RNA. It is a transcript of the gene bcl10, whose product is annotated as BCL10 immune signaling adaptor. Gene Ontology annotation, biological process: positive regulation of extrinsic apoptotic signaling pathway; adaptive immune response; canonical NF-kappaB signal transduction. Bases 457 to 1188 code for a protein of 243 amino acids. Gene Ontology annotation, cellular component: cytosol; CBM complex. The transcript has 3 exons. The record is from RefSeq and is a predicted model, not a curated record. NCBI's taxonomy places the organism in Eukaryota, Metazoa, Chordata, Actinopteri, Toxotidae. Gene Ontology annotation, molecular function: protein kinase B binding; transcription coactivator activity; kinase activator activity.